AUGGGUGAAACUUGUACUAAUAAUAUUGAUUUAUCAAAUGGAAUCAAAAACUGGAACAAGGAUGAAAAAUUCGAACUUUUGCAAGCUUUAAAACUCUAUAGUUGUAGUGAUGUCGAAAAAUUAAGUAAGCAUAUUACCACUAAAUCUCCGGAAGAAGUAAACGUUGCAAUAGCGUAUUAUAAGAAAAAAAUUAUGAAAGAUCCCAUUCUCUGUCAAAAAAUUAAGAAAGAAAAAAAGCGGAAUCGUACCAAUUUUAUCCCUCUAGCUGACUGGGCAAAACUUCUUACGGAUUCUCUUAGUUUUAAAGAACUUCAUACUGAGACUGCAACCGCUCUUCGCAUCAUAGCAGACUUUGAAGACUUUCCCCCAGCUGUUUGCACGAAUAGUAUUGAUUUCAGUAAAAUAUAUCAUGCAUUAGCAAAUGCGUUAGAGGGAAAAGCAUUGCCAAAAGAUAAAGGUGUGGUUGCUUUCUUAGAAAAAUGUUUGGUUGAUACAGCCCUAACAAGUAAAGCUUUUAUCAGACAGUCUAGUUGUAAAAAUAUUAUUAAAUCAAUUAACAUGUCUGAUAGAGCAGUAAAUUCUUUUCCUAGACCAACGGAUAAUCAGGAGUUGGUACAUAUACGUCAUUUGGCCUCACAAAGGUCAUAUAACCCCUUCAAUAUAUCAGAAGAUUUUUUAAAACCCUGUCAGUGA
This is a messenger RNA of Parnassius apollo (apollo), 693 nucleotides long. The record is from the annotation of a GenBank genome assembly. NCBI's taxonomy places the organism in Eukaryota, Metazoa, Arthropoda, Insecta, Lepidoptera, Papilionidae.